AUGGAAGACGUGGCCAAGUGCAGUCGCAGCUCGCCGCCCGUGCCGGUGGAAGCCAGUGUCGUGAGCGACACGACCACGAGCAGCAGCGACCGCUCGCGCUCUAGUUCCUGCAGCAGCUCGGACUCGAGUGCGGACGCUCUGGACGACGACUAUGGCGCCCACGCGCUGGUGCUGUCGUCGUCGUCAGAAGACGACGAAGAGGAAGACGAAGAAGACGAAGAAGAGGACGAAGACAAGGACACGGGCUCUUGUGCCAGUGCAUUGCUGGUCAAGCCCAUGACAAUGAGACUGCAGGUGUGUCCUGUCGACGACUUGGCCGUCGAGGACGAAAAACGACGGCGACGGUCGCGGCGGCAGCGCAAGAGCAAGCAGACGCACGGCAAGAAGGUGCUGCUCAGCCGCGACACGAGCAGUCUCUCGUCCAUGCCGAGUCCGAUGCUGAGCCGCCCGCGUCGCCGUGGCAGCUCGCCAGCGCUCUUGGCCCCAGCGAUGACUCCAAGCAGCACGUUGUCAUCGUUGUCUGUGGGUGACAAUGGUCCGGAGAGCACUCGAGACAAUGGACGUGCGUCAGCAGAGGCACGACUGCCAUCACAACCAUCAUCAUCAUCUGCAUCAUCAUCUGCUUCACCAGCGGUAGUCGAAGGUCCAUCUUCUGCUUUGGAAACGGCAGUGCGUGCUCCGGCCGUCCCUUUGCUGCGUCGAAGGGACUCGGGCGCGAUUCGUCGUCAGUACUGGAGCCAGUUGGGGUUUAGCUUGUCCCGCAGCGACUUGGAAAAGAGCACGGGCCGGAAGAAGGAGCGCCGCGACGGCCUCAAAGUGCGGCUCAAUGACGUGGAGUGCAAGAACGACCAAGAUGCCAAAGGCGGGUUUUUCCAGUUUAUCGCGAGCUGGUACGCACCCGCGACCGCAGCGAGCAAUGACAACCGGAGCUCGCGGAAAGAGAAGAGCCGGUCGCGGAGCGCGAGGCAAUUGCGGCCGUCGCUGUCACGGCAUUCCAUGUCGAGCGUCGGCGACUUGAGCGAGACGUCUACGCGGCAAAAGGGCGUGCAGUUCAACCAAGAGGCCGAGCUGUUUUACAUUCCGCUGCACCGGGACUACUCGAAGCGACAGCGCGACUGCAUGUGGCCCACCCGUGCCGAGUUUAUCGCCAUGGUCGAGCGCAACCUCGACGCCGUGUACGACGAGAUGGAGCGCGAGUACGAGAUGCAGCUCGAGAGUGAGCUCUUGGAGAACGAAGGCAUGGCGCGUGAGGAGGCUCGACAGCGCACGGUCGAGUCACAGCAGCAGCGGCAGCAGAUGGAGUCGGCCGCUACGGCGUCGGAAGGCAGUGUCUCGCCAGGCGCGCGAAGUCGCAGUUCGAGCGCGACGUCAUCAUCGGCGAUGCCAAUGCUCUCGUUGUCGCAGAAACACGUACUCGUGUCUCCUCGCGCGCGUUCGUCGCACGAUUUGCGCUUUAAGUAUUUGAAGCACCUUGGCAUUCAUAGUUAG
This is a messenger RNA of Hyaloperonospora brassicae, 1488 nucleotides long. Lineage: Eukaryota; Oomycota; Peronosporomycetes; Peronosporales; Peronosporaceae. The record is from the annotation of a GenBank genome assembly.